Corticium candelabrum is the source of this 899-nucleotide messenger RNA. RefSeq names its product pyridoxal phosphate homeostasis protein-like. The coding region runs from base 25 to 753 and encodes 242 amino acids. The transcript has 8 exons. Gene Ontology annotation, molecular function: pyridoxal phosphate binding. Gene Ontology annotation, cellular component: intracellular anatomical structure. The record is from RefSeq and is a predicted model, not a curated record. NCBI's taxonomy places the organism in Eukaryota, Metazoa, Porifera, Homoscleromorpha, Homosclerophorida, Plakinidae.
GAGAUGCUUAUUCAAUGAAAAUUCAUGGCUUCAGUCUCUUGUGAAACAGUAGCGACACGUUUAGCCGCUGUUUUACGUGCCGUCAAUUUGGCAGCUACAGAAAAGAGCAGAGCUCUACCGCGUGUUGUGGCCGUUUGCAAGACGAAGCCGGUUGAGGACAUACUAGAAGCUUACAGAGCUGGGCAAAGACAUUUUGGCGAGAACUACGUGCGAGAAUUAAUACUGAAAUCAGAGGACAAGAGGAUAGUGGAUGAGGCUCCUGAAAUAAAGUGGCAUUUUAUUGGCCACUUGCAAAGCAAUAAAUGUAAUGCAGUAGCAGGAAUUCCCAACUUGUGGAUGGUAGAAACAGUGGAUAGUCAGAAGUUGGCAGACACAUUGAAUAGUUCUUGUAUGAAACAACAACGACAAGAGAGACUCCGGGUUUUAGUUCAAGUCAAUACGAGUUGUGAAGAACGUAAGAGUGGCUGUAAUCCUGAUGAUUGUGUCGAUCUUGCAAGGCACAUUAUUGAGCAAUGCGACAAGUUACGUUUUUGUGGCUUAAUGACUAUUGGACAGAUUAACUACGACUACAGCCAGGGACCUAAUCCAGACUUUCAGAGCCUCAUUCAAUGUCAUCAUACUGUGAGUGAGAAACUGGGUAUCCCUGUUGAAGACCUCGAAGUCAGUAUGGGAAUGUCUGCCGACUAUGACCAUGCAAUCGAUGCGGGAAGCACAAAUGUUCGUAUUGGCAGCACCAUAUUUGGAGCUCGAUGAUAGCGAUUGCUCAAGGCCUGCUGCUAAUUAUUGCUAGUCUGAAGCUCUGUAGUAUACUAGUAACACUUGAUGCGGUAGUGUGUUUGUUAAUUAAUUAAAAUAAUGUUGCCAGCGUGUGUCAUUAUAGGCAGUUGACAAUAAAUGUG